Melanotaenia boesemani (Boeseman's rainbowfish) is the source of this 2548-nucleotide messenger RNA. It is a transcript of the gene ogal, whose product is annotated as O-GlcNAcase like. The coding region runs from base 266 to 2383 and encodes 705 amino acids. Gene Ontology annotation, molecular function: beta-N-acetylglucosaminidase activity. The record is from RefSeq and is a predicted model, not a curated record. The transcript is spliced from 17 exons. NCBI's taxonomy places the organism in Eukaryota, Metazoa, Chordata, Actinopteri, Atheriniformes, Melanotaeniidae. Gene Ontology annotation, biological process: glycoprotein metabolic process.
UUCACCCUGUAGUCAGAGACGUUGUCAACAUGCGUCUGGAGCAGAGGUGAGCUGCACUCAUCCCUAAACAAUAGUUUCGCUUCUUGUUCAGCUGGCAUUUACAGCCUUUAGACUUUAGAGCAUGAUGUUGCACAACCUGCGCAGGCGUGAGAAGACGGGGCAAUAAAAGUGGAUCAGUUAAAGACUCAGAGCCAUGCCAGAGCUGGAGCUGCCGUCUGAGUAUUGUUGAACCCACAGAAGAGACGUUUUACUUCAUAUAUAAAACAUGUCGACGCCAAACAGCGCCUUGGGGAAAACCAGCAGUGGGGCCCGGCGUUUCAUCGGCGGCGUGGUGGAAGGUUUUUAUGGGCGACCAUGGACUAUGGAGCAAAGAACUGAGCUGUUUAAAAGGGAGCAGAAGUGGGGUUUGAACACUUACCUGUAUGCCCCCAAGGAUGACUACAAACACAGGAUGUACUGGAGAGACUUGUACUCUCCUGAGGAGGCAGAACAACUGAUUGCCCUGAUUUCAGCCGCAAAGCAGCACAACGUUGAGUUCAUCUAUGCAAUAUCUCCCGGCCUGGACAUUACUUUUUCCAACCCGAAAGAAGUGGCCGCCCUGAAGAGGAAGCUAGACCAGGUGAAGGAGUUUGGCUGCAGGUCCUUCUCUUUACUUUUUGAUGACAUCGAGACUGAGAUGUGUCUAGCAGAUAAGGAGGCUUUUAGCUCUUUUGCCCACGCUCAGGUGGCUGUAACUAAUGAAGUUUAUAAGCACCUGCAGGAACCAGAGAUCUUUCUCUUCUGUCCAACAGAUUACUGUGCAGCGUUCUGCAGCCCCAGUGUUCCCCAGUCUUCAUACCUUCACACUGUGGGAGAGAAGCUCCUGUCGGGCAUUGACAUACUGUGGACUGGACCAAAAGUGGUGUCCCACAAAAUCUCUGUUGAAUCCAUAGAGGAGGUGUCCUCUGUCCUGAAAAGGGCUCCAGUCAUCUGGGACAAUAUUCACGCCAAUGACUAUGAUCCUCAGAGACUUUUCCUUGGACCAUAUAAGGAUCGACCCACUGAGUUGAUUCCCAAACUAAGAGGAGUCCUCACAAACCCCAAUUGUGAGUUUUACCCAAAUUUCGUGGCCAUCCACACUUUGGCAACAUGGUGUAAAGCACCCGUUGAUGGAGGAUCAAGAGAUGUAGAGAUGGGUGAUGAGGAGCAGGACUCCAGCUACAGCCCCCAGAAAGCCCUGUCCCUGGCCCUCUCUGACUGGCUGCAGGAGUUCAUGAGCACAGAUCAACCAGGAGGCCCUUCUCGUCCAUCUCGUUUCAAGAAAGAGUCAUCAGAUGAGGAGCCCAUGCAGACAGACAUGGGUGAUAACCCCUAUGUUCCUGGUCCUGGGGAGAACCCGUUGUACACAGCUGAGCCUCUGACCCUGGACGACCUGACACUGCUGUCAGACCUUUUCUACUUGCCCUACGAGUACGGCAGCACAGCUCAGACCAUGCUGCAGGAGCUGGACUGGCUCAUAAACAACAGCCAUGCUGCUACUGCGCAGACAGAUGAGACAGCAAAGUGGUGCUCCAGAGCGCAGCAGUUUGAUAGCAUGUGCGACGCCGUGGUGCAGAUGUUCAACCGCCUGUCGAAUGCCCCAAACCGAAAAAUUCUCUACGACCUGUACAACUACAUCUGCGACAUCAAGAGUGGGGUCGGUCUGGCACGAGCUUACGUGAAAACGUUGGGAGGGGAGGGUCAGCCCUCUGCCCAGUUAAUGAACGAUGAUCCUGAACCCUGGGGCUUCCGUGGAGGUCUCUCUGGAGAGUUCCAGAGAAUGCUUCCUGGACAUGGAAACAGAGACCUGUUCAGACAUCCCCCCAUGACAGCAGUUUAUUGCAUACGUCCUUACUGCAGCAAUGACAAAACUGAGGUGCAGAGGAUAUUUGAGGAGAUGCAGAGAAGAGAGGGCAGAACCCCUCUGAUGCCGCAGCCUCCGCUUAUCAGUGAUGUCCUGUCAGCAGGUGAAAUCUCCCCCUCCCCUCAGUGUGGGCUUGUGGUGGAAGAUAAUAUUGGGAUGUGCGGUUAUGCUCUGGCGCUGACUGAUGGCAAACCAGCUGCGGCCAAGAUUCAGAGGGCAGUAAGUGACUCCAUGUUUGAGGAUUUCCCCUCCCUGGUCGUUGUGCAAAUUCUUCCCCGGGUCACUGAUCCAUCUCCAGCCAAGUGCAUGAUUGGUCAACUGUUGUCUGUCAUUAGGAGCAGUGGUUCCAGAGGAGUGUUUUGUGAGUUGAGGCAGAGCGAUCGAAGGAUGCUUGACUUUUUCUCCAAACUGGGCUCCUUCAAACCCAUACGGGUGGAAGGUCUACCUGAAGGGGUCCUCGUCAUGGCAACAAGCUUGCGUACUGACUUUCCUCAGGUUUGAAGUGUUAACCUUGUAUGAAUAUUUGCCAACUGUGGAGCAUGCUAAACUGUUCUGGCAUUUUGGUUAGUUCAUAUCAGUUAAUCAGAUUUUUUUUUCUCCAUGUAGCUUUGUUUCAAAACAAUCAUUGAAUCUUUUAACUGAAUUUGAUAUAAAAAUCUACAAAAA